This is a messenger RNA of Cyphomyrmex costatus, 1584 nucleotides long. Its product is annotated as titin-like. Lineage: Eukaryota; Metazoa; Arthropoda; Insecta; Hymenoptera; Formicidae. The record is from RefSeq and is a predicted model, not a curated record. The transcript is spliced from 11 exons.
AUGAAAGAAAUUAUUGUACUGUUGGGAGUCAUCGCAUGCUCCUACAGUUCCUAUUGGGACUUUGGAAGUUAUGGCGGUGGUGGGCUUACACUGGGAGAAAUUUCUUUAGACCAUCAUGACUUGGGAGGAACAGAAAGUCAUUCCUUAGAUUUAUUGGGAGGUCACCUACCAAUAAAAAUUAGUGAUUGGCACUUGGCCACCAGCGGUCUUCACGGAGUCAAUGUCAUUCCCACUGUUAAACAUAUCGGGAUACCGACAGUCCAGGCAAUUCCAAUUAGUAUACCGCAUCCGGUGGUGGAAACAUUCCCACAGCCUUAUCCUGUUCCUGUGGUAGUUCCGAAGCCUGUACCAUUCCAGGUGGAGAAACAGGUGAUUAAAACCGUAGAGAAGAAGAUACCGACGCCUGUUGAGAAAAUAAUUCCGGUGAAAAUCGAAAAGCCGGUACCAUUUCACGUGGUAAAACACGUGCCAGUACCGGUCGAAAAGCCAAUACCGAUCAAGAUUCCGAUCUACAAAACCAUCGUGCAUAAAAUCAAUCAUUCAACGCUUGAUUUCUCGUGUUCACAUUACCAGCCCCAUAAAAUAAUCAACAUGAAUAAAAUUGUUUUCUUGUGUCUCGCUUUGUUUGGCAACAUGGUGUUGGCUAGCCAUUUGGCUGAGGAUCAUGGUAGUACAACGUAUGAAGAGAAAACGAAAGCUGUGGAAAUUCCAAUUAUUAAAAAAUUUGCUAUACCUAUUCCGCAUCCUGUACCUGUUGAAGUGCCCAAGGAAAUUAAAAUACCAGUGCCUCAACCAUAUAAGGUGCCAAUCGAAAUCCCUCACCCAUAUCCAGUGGAAGUCAUUAAACACGUCGAGAUACCCAUUGAAAAACCAGAGCCUGUUAUUAUUGAAAAGCAUGUUCCUUAUGUUGUGGAAAAACCAUAUGCCGUUUAUGUGGAGAAGAAGUUCCCCGUGCCAGUGGCGAAACCAUAUGCUGUUCAUAUCCCGAUCUACAAACAUGUGGUCCAUUAUACGUCUUCCAAGGGUAAAGGAUGGAAAAAAGCGGUUACGAAUAACAAUCUUGGCGACAUUCUACUUCGAAACUCGGUGAUAUUAAUGACUCACUUGUAGGUACUUGCCACAAUGGUGGCCGCAGUGUGGGCUUCUUACGAGGAGGAGCACGGUAGUACUACCUAUCACGAAACUUCUAAGCCAGUCGAGAUACCUAUCUACAAGAAAUACGCGAUACCAAUUCCGCACCCGGUCGCCGUUCCAGUUCCUCAGCAAAUUAAGAUUCCGAUACCUCAACCCUAUCAGGUCGAAGUUGCAGUUCCGCAUCCAGUACCUAUAGAAGUUAUUAAACACGUUGAGAUACCUAUAGAAAAACCGGAACCGUACGUCGUGGAGAAAAAGGUACCGUAUGUUGUCGAGAAGCCGUACCCAGUGACAGUGGAAAAGCACUUUCCAGUGCCAAUACCUAAACCGUAUCCAGUUCACGUGCCAGUGUACAAGCACGUUUUUCAUCAUAAGAGCUCAGGACAUGGUUCAGGACACGGCUCGGGACACGGCUCUGGACAUGGCUCAAGACACUGGAAGAAGCAUUGA